Messenger RNA from Leptinotarsa decemlineata (Colorado potato beetle), 1669 nucleotides. RefSeq names its product DNA methyltransferase 1 associated protein 1 (gene DMAP1). Gene Ontology annotation, molecular function: transcription corepressor activity. Lineage: Eukaryota; Metazoa; Arthropoda; Insecta; Coleoptera; Chrysomelidae. Gene Ontology annotation, cellular component: nucleus; Swr1 complex; NuA4 histone acetyltransferase complex. The record is from RefSeq and is a predicted model, not a curated record. Gene Ontology annotation, biological process: negative regulation of transcription by RNA polymerase II; DNA repair; chromatin remodeling.
GUUUAUUUUCAGGUUAUAAUUCAAUAUUAAUUGCAACCUAAACAUUGAAGUAUAGUUGGUGUACUCUUUGAUUGGAAAAAACCAAACAUUUAUACAUUUAUUAUCAGUGUCUUCGUCAAUAUUUCACCUGAUCUUUGUAGAAUUACCAACAGAAAUGGCCGACGUAAGGGAUAUUAUGGAACUGGAGAGACCACCAACUCCAGAAAUAACUAGAGAAACAAUAUUAGGUCCAGAUAGAUACAAAAAACGCAAUUCUACUGGGCCGAAAGUCUCCAAACGACCUGAAGGAAUGCAUAGAGAAGUCUUCGCCCUUCUCUACAAUGAUAACAAAGAUGCUCCUCCACUUUUCUCAUCAGACACAAUUGGAAACAAUGGUUACAAGCAGACUAAGAUCAAGUUGGGCAUGAGGAAACCGAGGAAGUGGAAAUGGAUGUCCUUUACAAACCCGGCUCGGACGGAUAACGCAACAUUCCAUCACUGGAGACGACCGUCUGACGAACCAAAAGAAUAUCCAUUCGCUAAGUUCAACAAGAAAGUGGACAUAGUGUCAUAUACAGAUGCAGAAUACCAGCAGCACCUCAAAUGUGAUACUUGGACUAAAGAAGAGACCGAUCAUCUGAUAGAUUUGGCAAGAAGGUUCGAUCUGAGGUUCAUUGUAAUGGCUGAUCGCUAUGAUUCAGAUCAGUUCAGUAAACGAUCUGUUGAGGAUUUGAAGGACAGAUAUUAUAAAAUCUGUGGAACUCUGGCAAAGUUGAAUGGUGAAAAAAGAGUAUACACUUAUGAUGCUGAUCACGAACGUAGGAGAAAGGAACAGCUAAAAAAAUUGUACGAAAGGAAGCCAGAACAGAUCGAAGAGGAGCAAUUUCUACUGGGAGAACUGAAGAAAAUAGAGGCCCGCAAGAAGGAACGUGACAGAAAAACUCAGGAUCUACAAAAACUGAUCAGUCAGGCCGAUAAUCAGAAUGAAACUCCUCGGAAGAUUGAUAAAAAGUUACCCAAGAAAAAAAUUGCGAAUCCUUUGAGGCCUUCUAGGGUCGAUCCCAAUAAUGGCUGUGAAAAUAAAAAUUUUUUUGAGCGUUUCAAUCUCGAUCAGAUGCUUCAAGAAAUGGGAUUGGAGUUGAACCCGACUCCAUCCGAAGAGAUAUGCCAGCACUUCAACGAAAUGAGGAGCGAUAUGGUGUUACUGAUGGAAAUUAAAGCUGCUUUGGCAACUUGUGAAUACGAACUGCAGUCUCUCAGGCAUCAGUUCGAAGCUCAAAACCCAGGAAAGAGUCUAGCUAUCCCGCCGCAGUUAUUGUCUAACACGGAAACUGAUGUGAAAAUUUCCACGAUUUCCACCGGGGAAAUCAUCGACGUUGUGGGAUCUCCGGGGACGCCUUUCAGCACCUAGCUAAGUGGAAUACGUGUUUGAAGAAUGUUUUCAUUGAACAAAUGUUAAAACAAGUCACAACAUAAUCUAAUUGGACUUGUAUAAAUGUUACUACAGUCUAUGGGAGUAACUUGAUAUUGGUUUGAAUCAUUUCUACAUAUGGACUGAUGGUUGCAAACCAAGAAAAGAGUAAUAUGAAGAGUUUUGUAAUUUUGCAGUAGAAGUUUUCUUUGUUACAAUUCGUCUCUAUUUCAACAAGUAGUCUGAUAUGUGAAUAAAAAUUGAUACUUAUGAAUAAGU